Fusarium mangiferae is the source of this 810-nucleotide messenger RNA. RefSeq lists its product as uncharacterized. The record is from RefSeq and is a predicted model, not a curated record. Lineage: Eukaryota; Fungi; Ascomycota; Sordariomycetes; Hypocreales; Nectriaceae. The coding region runs from base 1 to 810 and encodes 269 amino acids. Gene Ontology annotation, cellular component: membrane. The transcript is spliced from 2 exons.
AUGGCCAACAACCCCUGGACUUACGACCCUAGCCCUGCGGCUGCCAUCAUUUUUCUCCUUCUCUUCACCGUUGCUACUCUUUGGCAUGCGGUUCUUCUUUUUACUCGAAGAACCUGGUACUUUAUUCCCCUUGUCAUUGGUGGUGCCCUCGAGAUUGUCGGCUAUGUAACACGCUAUCUAGGCAGCAGAGACCUCGAAAACCUCACGUUCUUCAUCAUUCAGACUCUCGCCAUCCUCGUCGCACCCGCUCUCUUGGCAGCGUCUAUAUACAUGGUCUUAGGCCGACUGGUGGUCCUCGUCCACGCAGAGACCUACCUUCCGGUGCGGCCAACUUGGCUGACAAAGAUCUUUGUCGGCGGAGACAUCUUGUCCUUUAUUAUCCAGAUUGCCGGUUCGGGCAUGUUGUCGAGCAACUUUAGCUUGGGCAAGGCCAUCAUCCUGGUCGGCUUGGCCAUCCAGCUCAUCUUCUUCGGCCUGUUCGUUGUUUCCGCCGCCCUCUUCUAUCGACGACUCGACGCGAACCCAACACCGACAACCUUUCGGCUAGAUGCGUGCAGCAGCAAAGGAGGAUGGAGAGGAGUGAUGCACGUCCUGUUCUUGACCAGCGCCUUGAUCUUCAUCCGGUCCGUUUUCCGCUUCGUCGAGUUCACAGGAGAUCACGACUCGCCCAUGAUGACUAGCGAAGCUUAUAUCUACAUCUGUGACUCUCUGUUGAUGGUUGGUGUCAUGGCAGCUCUGCUUUAUCUUCACCCGUCAGAAUACAUCCGGGCCCCCAAGGAUAUGAACUCGCUGGAGGGAGAGGAAAUGUAA